UACCAAUCACAGGCCAGUUAUGGUGGUGACUACAAAGGUUAUCUUCCUCAGGGAUACGGCCAACAAUACCCUGGCUCACCCGGUCCACGAGGUUCAUCCGGCCCUCCCGGUCCUCCGGGACCUCAAGGAUUCCAGGGUAUGAGAGGCGAGCCUGGAGAGCCUGGACCCCCAGGCCCCUCCGGACCCCGUGGCCCCAUGGGACCCCCUGGUGUUCCUGGACAAGAUGGAGAGUCUGGCCGAGAUGGAGAGGCUGGCCCACGUGGUCUUCAAGGUUUAACAGGUAACCGUGGUAUGCCGGGCAUCCCAGGUCUGCCCGGACCUAAAGGACACAGAGGAUUCACAGGAGUUCCCGGCAAGGCCGGCAGUGACGGAAGACAAGGAGACAAGGGUAAUGUUGGCGCCACAGGUCCCCCUGGUCCUGCUGGUCCCCAAGGUCCCCGGGGCAGUGCCGGCGAGAGAGGCCGAGACGGUGCCACUGGAUCUCCAGGUCUUCGCGGUACUGACGGCUCUCCGGGAAACCCUGGCCCCCCAGGUCCCGUCGGCCCAGCUGGUCCCCCUGGCUUCCCCGGCUCUGCUGGUGCAAAGGGUGAUCGUGGAAACGGUGGACCUCGUGGUGCCAUCGGUGCUGCUGGACCUCGAGGAGAGAGCGGUAGUCCGGGUGCCCCCGGAGAACCUGGACGAAUUGGAGAGGCUGGUCAGGAUGGAGUACCCGGCGAAAGAGGCGCUCCCGGCGAUCCCGGCCCCGCUGGAGCUCCUGGCUUCCCAGGACCACGUGGCCCUCCCGGAACCAAUGGUGCUCUAGGACCAACUGGCCCCCAGGGCCCAAGUGGUGACCCAGGUAUGCCUGGAGAGAGAGGUCAGACUGGAGAGAGAGGAUCUGACGGUACCCCCGGGGAGAGAGGACUUCCAGGUCUCCCAGGAGCAGAGGGCAAGAGAGGACAACGUGGAAACACCGGUGCACCCGGACCCCAAGGCACUGCCGGAGAGAGAGGUGCUCCCGGCGGUAGAGGAGCUCCUGGUCCUAGUGGAAUCCCAGGGGCCAAGGGAGAGACUGGCGAAAGAGGAGCUAGGGGCGAACAAGGUGCUGAAGGUAGCCAGGGUGAACAAGGUAGACCCGGAGCCGUUGGACCCCAAGGUUUAAGGGGAGCACCCGGUCAGCAGGGUAAUGACGGACGAAGUGGGCCCCCAGGACCACCUGGUCCCCCAGGUGAGAACGGCAAACCCGGAGAACAAGGUGCCCGUGGUCUGACCGGACUUCCAGGUCUUCAGGGCCCACCAGGCGUACCCGGAGAGCAGGGUGUCCCCGGCAAUGACGGAGUUCCUGGUGAACAAGGAGUGGCUGGGCCCAAGGGAGAAGCUGGUAUAGAUGGCGACCCCGGUCCUCCUGGUGAAACUGGUCUACAGGGAGAGCGUGGUGAAGCUGGAGGCCCAGGAGCGGUGGGCCCACCAGGAUUCCAGGGCCUUCCCGGUCCUAUUGGAGCCCCCGGCGAGGCAGGCAAGCCAGGCGAGCCCGGUAUUCCGGGAGAAGCAGGCACGCCCGGUCAGCCAGGAGGUCGGGGCGAGAGAGGAUUCGCUGGUGAGCGAGGUGCGACUGGUCAGUCAGGUGCCCCCGGUGAGAUGGGACCAAUGGGAGCCGCUGGAGAUGACGGACAACCGGGCCCACCAGGCGGGGUCGGCGAGAGAGGCGAGACCGGUGCUCCUGGUCUGAUUGGUCUUCCAGGAGAUCGUGGUUCCGUGGGCCCAGCCGGUCCCAGAGGCGAACAGGGAGUCCAAGGUGAACGAGGGAUUGAUGGUGACGCGGGACGACCCGGAGAGCCCGGUCCAGUAGGCUUACCAGGACCCCAGGGCAACCAAGGUAACACUGGUGCCCCAGGAGACCGCGGUGACCCAGGCCCCAGAGGAGAACAGGGACCCCAGGGAGUUCAAGGCGAGCGUGGACAACAGGGUGCCCCAGGAAAUCAGGGUCUGCCAGGGCUUCAGGGUGCCCCAGGACCUCAGGGAAUUAGAGGUGAACCCGGUUCUCCAGGAGUAAAGGGGGAUCCUGGUGAUGUUGGACGCCCAGGCGAGCCCGGAGCUACAGGAGCACCAGGUAACGAUGGUACCCCAGGCCGACGUGGAGGUCGCGGAGAUGCCGGACCCCCAGGUAAUGCAGGAACCCCAGGCACACCCGGCAAUCCAGGCCCACAAGGUCCCUCAGGCCCUGACGGCCCCACUGGGCCGCAGGGUCCUCCCGGAGGAGAAGGCGCUCCUGGUGCCCGAGGUGAGACUGGCCCCCCUGGACCUUCUGGAGAAGCCGGAGAACCCGGAGUUCCCGGACAACCAGGACAGAGAGGAGAAUCCGGCGAGGACGGCAGGCCGGGUCCCCCAGGCGCGACUGGACCUGCUGGCAGCCAGGGAGAAGUGGGGUCUCCAGGUGUUCCCGGUGUCCAGGGAGAGCGUGGGCCCAUCGGCGCCCUUGGUGCAAGGGGCGAAAAUGGCGACAUGGGUCCAUCUGGUAAAGACGGGGCCCCCGGAGCUGUUGGUCCUCCCGGUCCGCCAGGAAUCCCCGGAGCUAGCGGUGAACGCGGUAAUGACGGUGCUGCAGGUAAAGAUGGCGCCCCUGGUGUCCCAGGCCGUCCCGGAGAGAGGGGAUCGUUGGGCCCUCAGGGAGAACAGGGUAGCCAAGGUCUACCAGGACUUCAGGGUAUGCCCGGUCCCGCUGGACCUCAAGGAGAUGAGGGACAGAGAGGAGAGAGGGGAGAGACAGGCUCUCAAGGUGCACAAGGUCCACAAGGCGCGCGCGGUAAUACUGGAGCCACUGGAGCACAAGGAGCUCAGGGAGAGAGAGGAAGUCAAGGUGCUCAUGGAGCCAAGGGGCACGUUGGCUUGCCCGGAUUCCAGGGUCUACCCGGACCUGCCGGACAACCCGGAGAGCUCGGCCCACCCGGCCAACCCGGAUCUCAGGGACCACCUGGCUCCACUGGAAGUCGAGGACCCCCAGGUAAAGAUGGAGACAACGGACCCCCAGGUGUUAACGGACCUCCAGGUCAACGCGGUCCUUCCGGUGAUGAUGGACGACCUGGACCACCAGGUCCACCCGGCCCAGCUGGACGACCAGGUCCCCCUGGCGCUCCAGCUUACAGACCACCAGCCAUUUCCCAAGAGAAGGGACCUGAUCCCGCCUAUUACUACAGAGGUGAUGAAGCUAGACCAGACAUCGUUGACGUCACUGACAUCGCCAGCAUCAUGGAGCAGAUCAAGGCACCUACUGGACAACAGGAUGCCCCUGCUCGUUCAUGCAGAGACUUGGUCGUUUCAAACCCUGGCCUUGAUCUUCAGGAUGGUAUGUACUGGGUGGAUCCCAACCAAGGCAGACUGGCCGACAGCUUCCAGGUAUACUGUAAGAUAUCAACGAUGGAAACCUGCAUUCUACCACAGCCAAGCAUGAGUGACCGACAACGGUGGUCCACAGAGACGCCCAUUGACCACAUGUCAUUUGUGGAGAUGAGCAGCAGGAAGUUCUAUUACAAGGCUGAAGGCUCCCAGAUCCGUUUCCUCCAGCUCCUGAGUGGACACGCUUAUCAGAACGUCACCUAUCACUGCCGCAACUCUGUUGCCUACGGAGAUUCAACGACCAACGACUAUGUCAGCGACAUGGCUGUAAUGCUGGAACGAUUUGACGGAGAGACGAUAACACCUUUUGAUGAAAAUCCCAAGAAGAGAUAUGCUGUUAAAUUUGAUGGUUGCAAGGAUAAGACCAACACCUGGGACAAAACAGUUAUUGAAAUUAGCACGAGACACUCGCGCUGGCUACCAGUGACAGAUAUGUUUGUCCGUGACAUUGGUGCUGAGAACCAAGAGUUCGGCAUCGAGCUUGGUCCAGUCUGCUUCCGGUAACCUAGGAGCAGAUAUACCGAACUCUAGUCAGCCCAGGCCGACCGGCAAUUAUCAAUCUACCAUGCUGUUUUCUACCAUCUUGACAAUUGUUCAGUGUCACCGUGGACCAGGGGUAUUACGUGGAUCGAGUAUACGAAGUGACGGGGGUAAAGAUGUUUAUACUAGUUCCGACAGGGAAAAGGAGACAAUGUUUGGGUAGACUACCCCAGUGGGUUUCUCCAGACGUCCACAGUUGAAUGAAGAUACGUGAAACGCAACGGUCCAACUAUGUAGACCUCAAACAUUCUGUGAUAUUUGAAAAACCAAACACUGCCAUUGUUUCCCUGUACUACAAUUGGACAUAUCCCUUGGUAUGGCUCGAGAUAUUCUUUGCACUAUUUCUUUGUUCUUGUGAUCUAUCUGUCACGUGAAUGUAACAAUAAACCAUCGAGUAGUCAGCAAGUUGUUGAGUCGGCCGCGGCUGUAAAAAAAUAAAAAAAAAAUACUUAAAAAAACUA
Molecule: messenger RNA, 4373 nt
Organism: Liolophura sinensis
Lineage: Eukaryota; Metazoa; Mollusca; Polyplacophora; Chitonida; Chitonidae
Product: collagen alpha-1(I) chain-like
Exons: 44
Coding region: 139-3876 (1245 amino acids)
Cellular component (GO): extracellular matrix
Molecular function (GO): extracellular matrix structural constituent
Source: RefSeq, a predicted model, not a curated record